AUGAGCGAUAGACACAUGUCGAGUAUUUUCCCCGAAUGCGAUCAGUUGAAACAGAUUUACGAUAAAUGCUUCACCGAAUUCUUUCAAAAGUUUAUAACACCAAAUUAUAGACAUCAGUAUGCUGUGAAUCCGUGUGAAAGGUUUCAUGAAGUUUACAAGAGAUGCGUCGAUGAGAGACUUGCAAAGCAGAGGCCGUUUGAAAUCGAUUUGGAUGAAAUCCGAAAAGAAUACUUGAAUACAGAAGAUGACAAGCUGAAAAGUCGGCAAAACAGCUCUACACCAUCUGAACAAAAAUGA
Molecule: messenger RNA, 297 nt
Organism: Caenorhabditis briggsae
Lineage: Eukaryota; Metazoa; Nematoda; Chromadorea; Rhabditida; Rhabditidae
Exons: 3
Coding region: 1-297 (98 amino acids)
Source: RefSeq, a predicted model, not a curated record